Molecule: messenger RNA, 606 nt
Organism: Carassius auratus (goldfish)
Lineage: Eukaryota; Metazoa; Chordata; Actinopteri; Cypriniformes; Cyprinidae
Product: sushi domain-containing protein 2-like
Exons: 4
Source: RefSeq, a predicted model, not a curated record
UUGCAUAUUUAAAAUAGAGUUUUCAAAUCCACAGUGUUUAAACGUUUAGGAACAAAGACUUGCUUGUAACAUUAUAACGGCAUAUUAACACAUAAUAUAAUUUUAUUCACACUUCUGCUUUCUAAACACGGCUUUAAUAUUAGAAGUGAACUUUAGAAGUCCUAGUAAAGACAGAAACAAUGCUGUGCAAAUAUAAGGACAAAAUGCAUCUCUGUAUGUUAAUGGUGCUGCUUCUUCAGCUGUUAUUCAGGACUGCAGCGCAGUCGUGUGCCAAGAGCUGUGGACAGAAGAUAAACACAUGCUCUUGUCACUCAACAUGUGAAUCUCUGAGGGACUGCUGUGCUGAUUAUAAACACUUUUGUCUUGACAUUGAACCACACUCUGGGUCUUUGCUGGGAGGCACAGACUUUAAAAUCCUCAACGCUACAUUUGAGCAGAACAUUAACCUCACUUGCAGGUUUAACUCUGAGAUUCUGACGGAGGGCUAUGUGGAUGAGAGCGGAGUGGGUCACUGCAUCACUCCUCUGCUCUACGAGUCGGGCUGGAUCUCUUUUGAGGUGUCCACGGAUGGAGUCAGCUUUGACAGAUCAGGGCGAUGGCUCUCAG